Molecule: messenger RNA, 2226 nt
Organism: Spinacia oleracea (spinach)
Lineage: Eukaryota; Viridiplantae; Streptophyta; Magnoliopsida; Caryophyllales; Amaranthaceae
Exons: 4
Coding region: 1-2226 (741 amino acids)
Source: RefSeq, a predicted model, not a curated record
AUGGGGGCCUUAUAUGUUAAUAUGUUCAAUGGUUGGUGUUUCACUACCAACAGUAGCAGCUGUAAGGGAGGGAGAAUUGUGUUAGCAUGGAAUCCAAAUGCUUUCACUCUUAGUGUUCUGAAAGUUACCAGUCAAUUGAUUCAUUGUUUGGUUUGUCCAAAAAGUGGGAGUGUGGAUUUUUGCUGUACUUUUGUCUAUGCUUUUAAUCAGAGCAAGGAAAAAGAAGAUCUAUGGAGGGAUUUGUGUGGCUUGGGUAUUGGUGUGCACAAGCCUUGGAUAAUUCUGGGUGAUUUUAAUUGUGUUCUAAAUAUAGAUGAAAGGGUGGGAGCUCCUGUGAGGCAUCAAUCAAUGGUUGCCUUUAGGAAUUGUGUAGAUAUAUGUGGUCUAGAAGAUGUUAAAGCUGCUGGACACUUCUACACUUGGAGUAAUAAACAAGCAGGGGAGGCUAAGGUGUUUUCUAAAAUUGAUAGGGUUCUGGCUAAUGACUUGUGGUUUCAGAAUUAUCCUAAUGCUGAAGCUGGAUUUUUGUUUGAAGGAGAAUAUGAUCAUUGUCCUAUUGUGCUUGCUGUGUACCCCUGUGAUAACAUUGCAAAGAAGCCUUUUAGGUACUUUGCCAUGUGGAAGUAUGCUGAAGGCUAUACUGAUUUGGUCAAGGUGAAUUGGUCAAAGGGUGUGGUUGGUACUCUGAUGUAUCAGGUGGUUCAGAAGCUAAAAAGAAUGAAAGGGGUUUUUAAAGAGCUGAAUAGAACAGGUUUCAAUGAUAUCCAUGCUGCUGACAAAAAAGCUAAGCAAGAUUUGGAUUUGUGUCAGAAGAAUCUUCACCUAGCACCUGGUGAUAGUGAGCUUGCUGAUAGAAAAGUUGAAGCUGCUAAGAGCAAAAAGAAGCCUGGGCAAAGGAUGGAGAUGAGAAUAGCUCUCUCUUUCAUAAAAGAAUUAGAGCUCGGAUUAUUCAUAACACAGUGCAUGCUAUCCAUGAUAUGCAUGAAUCUCUUGGGCACUAAAGCUUCUAGUAGAAGUCAUGUUAUGAUUGAUAUUGUGCAUGCUGGUCCAACACUUGAACAGCUGCAGAAAGACCAAUUAUUAGCCCCUGUCACUAGUGAGGAAGUCAAGUAUGCUAUGUUCUCUAUUAAUGGUGACAAAGCCCCUGGCCCAGAUGGGUUUGGGAGCUAUUUUUUCAGAGAAAACUGGAACAUAGUUGGGGAGGAUGUAACAAAGGCUGUUCUGGACUUUUUCCACACUGGAAAACUCCUAAAAGAGAUUAAUUCCACUACAAUCACUCUGAUUCCCAAGACAAAAUGUCCAAAAAAUGUUACUGGAUUCAGGCCCAUAUCCUGUUGCAAUGUAAUUUAUAAAUGCAUCACAAAAAUCCUCUGUGAGAGAAUGAAAUGUGUACUACCUAUGUUGAUAGUUGAGAAUCAAGGGGCCUUUGUGCAUGGUAGAUUUAUCAUGCAUAACAUAAUGAUGUGUCAAGAAAUUGUCAGACAAUAUGGAAGGAAGAAUGCAUCACCUGGUUGCUUGAUCAAAUUAGAUAAGCAGAAAGCUUAUGACACAAUUGAGUGGGAUUUCUUGGAAGAGAUGCUGCUUUCCUUGGGGUUUCAAGCUCAGUUUGUUAAUUGGAUCAUGGUUUGUGUUACAACUCCCAAAUUCUCAAUCAUGCUAAAUGGUUCAGCUCAAGGAUAUUUUGCUUCCAGCAGGGGGUUAAGACAAGGGGAUCCCUUGUCUCCUUUAUUGUUUGUAGUAUGUAUGGAAUAUCUGUUUAGAACUCUAUACAAGGUAGGUGAGGAUAGCUACUUUAAAUUUCAUCCAAGGUGUAGGUCUACAAAGUUGACUCACCUCUGCUUUGCAGAUGAUCUCAUCUUAUGCUGCAAAGGUGAGUUUCACUCUAUUCAGCUGCUUCUCCAAGGUUUCAAACUUUUUUCUGACACUUCUGGUCUGAAGGCUAACAUUCAAAAGUCAGCUGUGUAUUGUACGUGCUGGUAUGAAACCAGAGGUAGUUCAGCAGGAUUAGUUGAUAAAAUGAUGGCAAGAAUCAAGACUUGGAGUUCUAGGAACUUGUCUUUUGCAGGAAGGAUAACUCUUAUCAAUUCAGUCCUCUUAAGCAUCCACUCUUACUGGGCUCAAGUGUUUAUCCUUCCUAAACAUGUGCUUAAAAAUGUUGAAGCUAUCUGUAGAGCCUUUUUAUGGCAAGGCACUUACUUCUGUUCUAAACCAGGUUAUGUUGCCUAG